ACACUCAGACGUUAACGUUUGACUGUAGCGUUAUAAAAUAAUAUUACACAUUCUUUUCCUUUUCUCUCUAUUUAGUGAGUAUUUUUUUGUUGUGGGUUGCUUUUGAUUCUUUGUUUGCUUUCAAGGAGUGGUGGAAGCUGCUGUUUUACAGAAACAACAGAGCUUUUUUGAGUUAUUGAAGGAGUUAAGGGUUUUGAUAAUUCAGUUGAUCCAUAAGGAAUUGUGCCAAGCCAUGGAGAUCUGUCCAUAGGCAGAGUUGCUUGAUAGAGUAUGAGCUCUCCAUCAACUGAACUUACCAAGAGGAUGGCAAUAUAUGAGCAAUUCCACCAGGUAAGCAGGUGGGGAGAUGUCUUCAAUAGUGACAAUAGUCCAAAUACAGGGUCAUCCACAAUUGUGCAGGUGGAUGUUAGGCUAGACAACAAGGCUGAAUAUAUAUCUUGUGAGCAAGUUGAACCUUCCAGAAGUGAUCAAGAAGCAAACAAGCCCACUGAUAAGAUACAAAGGCGUCUAGCACAAAAUCGUGAAGCUGCUCGUAAAAGUCGUCUACGGAAAAAGGCCUAUGUUCAACAAUUAGAAUCAAGUCGUUUGAAACUAGCUCAAUUGGAGCAAGAGCUUGACAGAGCUAGACAGCAGGGUAUAUACAUAAGCAGUGCAUCAGAUACUGGUUAUUUUGGAUUGUCUGGAACUGUAAACUCAGGGAUCACUGCAUUUGAGAUGGAAUAUGGACACUGGGUUGAAGAGCAAAAUAAACAGAUUUGUGAACUUAGAAGUGCACUCCAGGCACAUAUUACUGAUAUAGAGCUCCGAAUACUGGUAGAAAGUGGCUUGAACCAUUAUUGCAGUCUGUUCCGCAUGAAAGCAGAUGCUGCAAAGGCAGACGUCUUCUAUUUGAUCUCAGGCAUAUGGAGAACUUCAGCUGAGCGUUUUUUCCACUGGAUUGGCGGGUUUCGCCCAUCAGAGCUUUUAAAUGUUGUCAUGUCACAAAUUGAGCCCUUGACUGAUCAACAACAUUUGGAGGUCUGUAACCUUCGACAAUCUUCUCAGCAAGCUGAAGAUGCUCUUUCCCAAGGAAUAGAUAAACUCCAGCAGAAUUUGGCCCAUAGUGUAGCAGCUGAUUUGAGUUCAGGAAACUACAGAGUUCAAAUGGCUGCUGCAAUUGAUAAGUUGGAAGCCCUAGAGGGCUUUGUAAACCAGGCUGAUCACCUUCGCCAACAGACGUUGCAGCAGAUGGCUCGAAUCUUAACAACUCGUCAAGCAGCUCGAGGUUUACUUGCCUUGGGGGAAUACUUUCAUCGCCUACGUGCUCUCAGUUCACUUUGGGCUGCCCGUCCACGUGAACCUGCCUAGUCUGUAAAGAUAGAACUUAGAGAACAAGCAAUUAUAUGUAGGGUGUAGUUCAACUGGUAAGAGAUGGAUUUUUGGUGGUCUUGUUGUAUGAACUACAAUAUGUAUGUGCUUAUAAUUUUUCUAAAGAAACUUCUUGAGCAUAAAACCUGUAAAUACGAAUCCUUAUGCUGUGUAUCAAGAAGAAUUUUAGGUCAUUAAAGUUAGAUUUUCAGGUGUUGUAUAGUACUGUAUUGUUUGGAAGCCGGAGAACUAUAUUAGUAAGCUUGUCUUUACUCUGUUUUUGGCAUUAUUGGACUAUUGAAGUUAGUGGAACAAAAGAUACAUGAUACUAUCAGAUAUUAAGAGAAAAAUGGAUUCUUUCUUCCUGC
Molecule: messenger RNA, 1715 nt
Organism: Theobroma umbraticum
Lineage: Eukaryota; Viridiplantae; Streptophyta; Magnoliopsida; Malvales; Malvaceae
Product: transcription factor TGA3
Biological process (GO): DNA-templated transcription; regulation of DNA-templated transcription
Molecular function (GO): DNA-binding transcription factor activity; sequence-specific DNA binding
Source: RefSeq, a predicted model, not a curated record